Molecule: messenger RNA, 846 nt
Organism: Linum tenue
Lineage: Eukaryota; Viridiplantae; Streptophyta; Magnoliopsida; Malpighiales; Linaceae
Source: the annotation of a GenBank genome assembly
AUGGACUGUCUUAAUUCUAGAGUUGAUAGACGUCUAAGUCAAUUAUUUGAAGUGGUUAAUAAGAACAAAAGUGAUUUUGAUGAGUUUAGAAGAUUCUUAACCACACCAAUAAUCCAAUCUAGAGCUCUGCCUUUAGAUGGCGGGAAUCCAAACCCCAUUAACAGUUCUGUAAAUUCUAGUUCAUCUCCCGUCGGCGGCGGAAAUGGUCAGCCACGGCAAGAUAACCUCUUUCCGCCGAUGACAAACCAACCAACUCCUCACCGCAUGAAUCGCGGCGAGAUUCCUGCCACUACUCAAGUGGAAGGGAUACCCAAUGUGGGAGUUGGAGAAAUUCCCCCACGUGGUGAGAAUUUGGGAGUGACACAUUCUACUCCAGUGGAACCGCCACCCUAUACGGUGUCUACUCACAUGGGAGGGGGUGAUAUGAUCUCAAUUCCACCCUUGAAUCAUCUCAAACAAAACGUUCAAAGAUCGGGUCAAGUUAAUACGAACUUGGCUGGAAAUUUUCUAAGUGUUGAGACAGUUUUGGGAAGGGUACUUUGGAGGGCGAUUUCUCUCAAACCUCUCAUUGGAAAUGCAAGGUUAGGGUCUUAUUUUGAACCCUGGAUGUUUGUUGAUGGUUUGAUGCAUUUGGAUUGUGGAAAGAAGGUCAGGAGGGUUGUUUUCCAAAGCCAUCAAAACCCUAUCAUGCACUCUGGAAUCUGCCAGUUUUUGGCUAAGGCAGGGAAGCAGUUUGAGGUACCAACUUUGAGCUCGGAUUCAAGGAGUUUGGGGCAUGACCAGCUGGAGCUUGGAGUUGGGAAUGGAAGGGCAAGACUUUCUAAACCAAGGGAAGGAAUUGGUUGA